Toxotes jaculatrix (banded archerfish) is the source of this 1493-nucleotide messenger RNA. It is a transcript of the gene grsf1, whose product is annotated as G-rich RNA sequence binding factor 1. The record is from RefSeq and is a predicted model, not a curated record. Gene Ontology annotation, molecular function: RNA binding. Gene Ontology annotation, cellular component: ribonucleoprotein complex; nucleoplasm. Gene Ontology annotation, biological process: regulation of RNA splicing. The transcript is spliced from 10 exons. Lineage: Eukaryota; Metazoa; Chordata; Actinopteri; Toxotidae. Bases 168 to 1391 code for a protein of 407 amino acids.
UCUGCCCUUGACUGACCCACGUGAGUCAGUUAGCUUCCUGGCUUCAUGCUAAACUGGUAACCAACUACAGUAACUGGCUAAAUUCAGAGGAGCACAAAGCUCUGACCGUCAGAUACCUGCUCACCUCCGCCCACAGACUUCCGCUCUGAGGCGGGCGUUAGCCUAAAAUGUCCCGUAACUGUAGGUCUCUGUUGUUUUUGCUGCAGCGGUGUGUCGCAGCCAGGCAGGUAACGUUACCGGUAGGCGUCACAACAAGAGGCGGCGUGCUGUCAGGCAGAUGCGGCUUCAUUCAGCAGCGAACGUGGACAUCAGCGGCCCGGACCGGCUGUGUGCAGAGACUCUGCCAGCUUCGGUCCGCGGUGGAAACCAGCCGGUUCAGCCUCUGCACCAAGGCAGGAUGUGAGGACGAGUACCCGCCGCUGCCGGCCUACCAGUCUGAAUCAGAACCAGAGAAGAAGGAGGUGUACAUAGUGCUGGUGAAAGGUCUCCCGUGGUCCUGCACGGCUCAGGACCUCCUGCAGUUCUUUUCCGAGUGCCGGAUCCGUGACGGGGUGAAGGGGAUCCACCUCACUGUGGACAGACAUGGGAGGGCGUCGGGACGAGCCUUCAUCGAGAUGGAGCAUGAGGCGGACGUCAGCAAGGCUCUGGAGAAGCACCGACAGUACCUCGGCCCACGAUACGUCGAAGUGUAUGAAGUGACAGACAAUGAUGCUGAAACCAUCCUGAAAAAAGCCAUCCGGCCUCCCGCUGAUACCUGGGUGGUGCGGCUCAGAGGCCUCCCCUUCACCUGCACUGAGGCCGACAUCGUCCAGUUUUUUUCAGGGUUGGAUAUCACGGAGAAUGGGAUCAUCAUCGUCACAGACCACAGAGGAAGGAAUUCGGGGGAGGCCUUUGUGCAGUUUUCCUCCCGGGAAGCAGCUGACAAAGCUCUACAGAGAGACAGAGAGAUCAUAGGAAACCGGUACAUCGAGGUGUUUCCCAGCAGGAGUGAAGAGAUUUAUUCUAACUGGAGGAGGAAGACGAGUUCAGCGUCUCCUCAGAGCAGCUUUCAGCCAGCGAACAGGACUGUCUCUGCCUCACAAACCAACUCCAGAACUGUGCAAAGUGAUGUAUCUGCUCCAUCAGGAUUCGCUCAGAGCUUAGCUGUGACGGUUCAUUACAUCCACAUGAGAGGUCUUCCUUUCCAGGUGUCUGGGGAAGAUAUUGUGAAGUUCUUCUCUCCUUUAGCCGUGUCCAAGAUCCUGAUUGAAUGCGGUCCUGAUGGAAGGCCGAGCGGCGAGGCCGACGUUUACUUCAGCUGCCACCAGGACGCCGCGGUCGCCAUGUCCAAAGACAGGCAGUAUAUAGGAGAAAGAUACGUGGAGUUAUUCUUGAACUCUGUAUCAGAGUGAUGGGAGGUGAAGGCUGACACUUGGAUGCCAAACUCACACAUUGGGCUCUUGUAUUUAUUUUCCAGCCUGACAAACAAUAAACAUUACCAGUUACAACCUGAA